AACGGCGGCGGCUGGCGGCAGGCUGGGCCCAGGGAGCUGCGCGCGCAACCACUCGGGCUGUGGCUCCGGUGACCGCUCUCUCUGGCAACGGUUUGUUCCUAGCAACCAGCCUGAAGUCUAGAGAUGGUGCGGAGGGAGCCGCCUAGGGGCCGGGGACUCCUGCCAUGAAUCCGCCGGGGUCCCUAGAGGCCCUGGAGCCGAACGUGGACGAGCACUUGUCCACCCAGAUUCUCGCGCCCUCGGUCCACUCCGACAACUCUCAGGAGCGCAUCCAGGCCCGGCGCCUCCGCAUCGCGGCGCGCCUAGAAGCCCGGAGGCGGGAAGCACUUGGAGAAUAUUUAGAUGGGAAGAAGGAGAGUGAGGAGGAUCAAAGCAAGAGCUACAAACAGAAAGAAGAAAGCCGAUUGAAAUUGGCUAAACUUCUGCUCUGUGGCACGGAGUUGGUGACAAAUAUCCAGGUGGCUAUAGAUAUCAGAGAGAUUCACAGGAGAGUCGAAGAAGAGGAGAUAAAGCGUCAAAGGAUUGAGAAGCUGGAGAAUGAAGUUAAGACCAGCCAGGACAAAUUCGAUGAAAUCACCUCAAAGUGGGAAGAGGGCAAGCAGAAGAGAAUUCCCCAAGAGCUGUGGGAAAUGCUCAAUACCCAACAGCUGCAUUGUGCUGGACUCUUAGAAGAUAAGAACAAACUCAUCAGCGAGUUACAGCAGGAGUUAAAAACAAAGGAUGACCAGUAUGUGAAGGAUUUGAAGAAACAGUCAGAUGACAUCUGCCUGCUUCUGGAGCGGAUGGAAGAACAGGUGAAGAAUGUGAUGAAAACCUUUCGGGAGGAGCUCUAUAACAUUGAGAAAGCAUUUGAGGUGGAACGCCAAGAGCUACUGGCCAGUAAUAAGAAGAAAUGGGAGCGAGCCCUUCAGGCUCAUAAUGCCAAAGAGCUGGAGUAUCUUAUCAACCGCAUGAAGAAAGUAGAGGACUAUGAGAAGCAGCUGAACAAGCAGAGGAUCUGGGAUUGCGAAGAAUACAACAUGAUCAAGAUCAAGCUGGAGCAGGAUGUGCAGAUUCUUGAGCAGCAGCUUCAGCAGAGGAAAGCAAUUUAUCAGCUAAACCAAGAGAAAUUAGAGUACAACUUGCAGGUGCUGAAGAAGAGAGAUGAAGAAAGCACAGUAAUUAAAUCCCAGCAGAAGAGGAAGAUCAAUCGCCUGCAUGAUAUACUUAACAAUCUGAGAUCAAAAUAUGCCAAGCAAAUAAAGCAGUUUCAGGAGGAGAACCAGUCUCUAACCUCGGACUACAAACGUCUUGUGAUGCAAUUCAAGGAGCUACAGAAAGCCAUGAGGCAUUUUGCUGUUAUUGAUGAUGAGAAGUUUCGGGAGAUUUGGCUGAUGAAUGAAGAGGAGGCAAAGGACCUAAUAGCCAGAGCCUUUGAUGUGGACAGGAUCAUCCACACCCAUCAUCUGGGGCUUCCCUGGGCAGCACCUGAUUUCUGGUUCCUGAACAAUGUUGGGCCUAUUUCUCGGCAGCCCCAGAAGUCCGCCACACAGAUAGUAGAAGAAAUGCUCAUGCGCACAGAAGAGGAGGAGGCAGAAGAGGCCACCUCGGAACCAGAGUCCUACCUGGAUCUGCCGAAGCAAAUUUCUGAAAAAACUACCAAGAGGAUCCUGAUGCUCCUGUGUGACGAGUCGGGGUUCCUCAUAGAGAGCAAGCUGCUGAGCCUUCUCCUGCCCCUGGAGCAGAAUGAAUGCUAUCUGCUGAGGCUGGAUGCCAUCUUCUCCGCCCUUGGAAUUGAAAGUGAGGAUGACUUGUAUAAACUGGUGAACUUCUUCCUUAAAUAUCGCGCUCACCGUUUAUCUUCCAGCCUCCAGAUCAAGCCCUGCAGUCAGGUGAGCAUGGAGAAGGUGAGCAUGGAGAAGGCGAGCAUGGAGGAGACAAGCAUGGGGUCAGAAUUGGAGCUGGCAGAGCAGACGGAGAUGGAGGGAGAAAAGGAAGAAAGCCUGGUGGAAGGGAAGAAGGAGGAAGAGGAGAAGACCCCACCCUCCCCCUGGGUCAUCCACCCUAAUGAUGUCCUCAAGAUUCUGGAGGCCUUCGUCAUGGGUCUGAAGAAGCCUAGGGACUCGUGGGCCCCGCUGAGGGUGCAGAAGAAUGUGCGCGACAACUCCAAGGACUCGGAGUACUGGCAGGCCCUGACCACGGUGAUCCCUUCCUCCAAGCAGAACCUCUGGGAUGCCCUCUACACAGCCUUGGAGAAGUACCACCUUGUCCUGACCCAGAGGGCCAAGCUGCUGCUGGAAAACAGUUCUCUGGAGCAGCAGAACACAGAGCUGCAGGCGCUGCUGCAGCAGUAUCUGAACUCCAAGAUCAACUCUGAACUGCAAGUUCCUCCCACGCAGGUGUUGCGGGUACCCACAAAAUAGAGCUGGACCUCCAAAGGCUGAUGUGUUAGGGCUGGCCUGAUGCUGGUGCCUGUGCCGGAGCCGGCUCAUAUCACCCACUGGGCCGCACCUGGGCCCGCUCUCUGGAUUUUCCAGGGCUGUCUUUAUAGCCUGUCGAAAUAAGGAGCCAGAGGAGUUACCUGUGUCCUGCAUUAUGAUUAAAGCCUUUUAAAAGUU
Molecule: messenger RNA, 2597 nt
Organism: Pongo pygmaeus (Bornean orangutan)
Lineage: Eukaryota; Metazoa; Chordata; Mammalia; Primates; Hominidae
Gene: DRC1
Product: dynein regulatory complex subunit 1
Exons: 17
Coding region: 165-2402 (745 amino acids)
Biological process (GO): regulation of cilium movement; axonemal dynein complex assembly; cilium-dependent cell motility
Cellular component (GO): axonemal dynein complex; axoneme
Source: RefSeq, a predicted model, not a curated record